AAGAAGAAUUGGGAAGAUUCUCAGGAAAGACACCCACCAAGAAGAAGAAAGGAUGGAGGCAAAAAGCAGGAACGUGCCCUCAGACCUGAGCUUCCUGCCGCGUCCGGCGCUGGUGUGGUGCGAGCGCGGCAUUCAGGUGCUGCUGACCACCGUGGGCGCGUUCGCCGCCUUCGCCCUGAUGACGGUGGCCAUCGGCACCGACUACUGGCUGUACGCGCGCGCCUUCAUCUGCAACAGCACCGCCAACUCGUCUUCGGCGCAGGACGACAGCGGCGCCAAGGACAAGAAGGAUCCCGGCGCCCUCACGCACUCGGGACUGUGGAGGAUCUGCUGCCUGGAAGGUUUGAAGCGAGGUGUGUGCUCCCAGAUCAAUCAUUUCCCGGACGACGCCGACUACGACCAAGACUCCGCCGAGUAUCUGCUGCGUGUGGUGCGCGCAUCCAGCAUGUUCCCCAUCCUGAGCGCCGUGCUGCUUCUGCUGGGCGGCGUGUGCGUGGCCUCCAGCAGCUUCUACAAAAGCAAAAGGAACGUCAUCCUGGGGGGAGGAAUCCUCUUCGUGGCCGCAGGCCUGAGCAACAUCAUCGGCGUGAUCGUUUACAUCUCGGCGGCGCUCAGCGACAUCUCGCCCAAGAAGGACGAAGACAAGAAGUGGCACUACUCGUACGGGUGGUCCUUCUACUUCGGGGGCCUUUCCUUCAUCCUGGCCGAGAUGGUGGGCGUCCUGGCCGUCAACAUCUACAUCGAGAAGAACAAGGAGCUGCGCUGCCGCUCGCGCGCCGACCUCUUCAAGAGCACCACGCACGCCGUGAUGCGCCUGCCCAGCUACCGCUUCCGCAGGCGCUCGCGCUCCAGCUCGCGCUCUACCGACCCGCCGCGCUCGCAGGAGACGUCGCCCGUCGGGGCCAAAACCUUCAGCCUGCCGCCGUCCGCGCCCCCGUUCUCCGUAGCCACCCUACCCAACCCCCACCACGGCAGCAGCGGCGGCGGCGGCGACAUCUCCAUGUACACCCUGUCCAGGGACGCCAAGCUGGGCAGCCUGGGCGGUGGUGCGCCGCCCCUCUACGGCACCAUGGAUCGCGCCGCUCUCUACCAGCUGCACAACUACUUCCCCAAGGACGGCGGCAGCGGCGGCAGCGGAGGGGCCGCGCACGUCGGUAGCGGCACGCUCCCGUCGCACUCCAAAUCCAACUUGGCGGCCGCCGCCCAGACCUCCGCCCCGCUGAAUAGCGCCGGCACGGGCGCCGCCGCCGCCGUCCCCGCCGGCGCCGCGCAGGCGCCGAUGUCCACCGCCACCAUGGAGCGGGACAGGGGCAACGUGGGAACGCUGGACCGACUGACCGCCAAGAGAGACCGUGACAGCAACUCGGACACGCUCAACAGGAAAACCACGCCCGUUUGAAAGCUGAUUGGUGGGGCCGGGGGAAGGCGGGGUUACAGUCCAAACAUGAGCCAAUUACAGACUGAGGAGGGCUAUAAAUACAAGAUUAUCUGUCCCGACAUUUGGGAUACGCAGGAGCCAUAAGUACUUAAACAUACGUCGGAUGGACAAUAUCAUUCGCGCAAAUACACACGUGUGCACACAAUCGCCCAAACACUCAUACAUGCACGCAAAUGCACACAGACAUUGACACACACAUGAACACACACAAUUACACGCAAACAAAUGCACGCAAACACACAUGCACACACACACACACAAUGAAACGCACACAAACACAAAGUGACACAAACAUGCACAAACAUGUACACACACAAAAACACACUGAUACAUCGACACACAUUCACACAAAUGUUCUCAAAUAUUGACAAAUACGCGCACACGCCCACACACACAGAAAACCACACAAACAUGCACACCCCACACAUACGAUACACAUUCACACAAACACAAACAUGCACACUCACAAACACACGCGAAUGCAAACAUGCACACUCACAAACACACUAUCAUGCAAACACACAUGCAAACAACCACAAUCACACACUAAUGCAGAUGAAAUGCACACAAACACACCAGGACUUGCACACACACCGUGCGCAUAACAUCAGUGCCAGUGAGCUCACACAAGAACGCCGCCCGGCGUUCGGGCAUUGUUGUCGUUCCUCAAUGCUGUGAAACACGAGCCGCUCCUGCCUUGUGUUCGUUUUUUUUUCCUCUCAGGAACGCGACGACGACGACCGCUACGCGUCCUUCUGGAACACGACGACGUGACGAUGUCGAAGAUGAUGACAUCGUCGGCGGGUGAUCUCAAGUUGAUGACAUCACACUUGAAUGUGAAAAUGAUUUCAAGCCCAAGCUUCAGCAUUUGAGCCUCAAAACGAGACGAAAUCGACGCACGAAUUUUAACUUUGUCUUAACUCGUAAAUGUCAAGCACACCAUGACAAAUUCAUGUAGAAUAUUAUUAAUCACUAUAUUAAUCAUGUAUUUAUUCUUCAAUAUCUUCAAAGCUUUCAUCAACUUCAUCACUUAGUGUCUUGAUGGGUUG
Messenger RNA from Phycodurus eques (leafy seadragon), 2487 nucleotides. Its product is annotated as voltage-dependent calcium channel gamma-4 subunit-like. Gene Ontology annotation, molecular function: voltage-gated calcium channel activity; channel regulator activity. NCBI's taxonomy places the organism in Eukaryota, Metazoa, Chordata, Actinopteri, Syngnathiformes, Syngnathidae. Gene Ontology annotation, cellular component: postsynaptic density membrane; AMPA glutamate receptor complex. The transcript is spliced from 5 exons. The coding region runs from base 53 to 1399 and encodes 448 amino acids. The record is from RefSeq and is a predicted model, not a curated record. Gene Ontology annotation, biological process: calcium ion transport; transmission of nerve impulse; postsynaptic neurotransmitter receptor diffusion trapping.